AUGAGCUGCACAAAUACAAAUUCCCAAACACAAACCCAGCUCACAAAACAUGAUGUGGGCUGGAGGAGGAUCGUCCGCAACUUCACCCCUUCAUGGUUCUCGGUCACAAUGGGCACAGGCAUUGUAUCAAUUCUUUUGAAUACACUGCCCUACAAUGCUCAAUGGCUGUACUGGAUUUCCGUCGUCAUCUUUGCUAUCAAUGUCCUCCUCUUCAUCACAGGAUGUAUCAUCAGCUUCUUGCGAUAUAUACUGUAUCCGGAGAUCUUCGGAGCCAUGAUCGUCCAUCCCGUGCAGUCAAUGUUUAUUGGGACUUUUCCCAUGGGCUUGACUACGAUUAUCAACAUGUUUUGUUUCGUUUGCGUGCCGGUGUGGGGUGAAUGGACCAGAAACUUUGCUUGGGGUUUGUGGAUCUUCGACGCGAUACUUUCAGUGGUGACGGCGUUGUCGUUACCCUUCUUGCUGUAUGCCCUCACAAUCCGCAGCAUGGCCCAUGGAAACGAAACGCAACUCUCCUCCAUGACAGCCGUCUGGCUUCUCCCAAUCGUAAGCUGCAUCGUUGCAGCCUCCUCGGGCGCCAUCGUCGCUGACGUCCUCCCCAACCCUCAACACGCCUUAUGGACGGUGCUCGUCAGCUAUGUUCUCUGGGGCAUUGGCCGCCUGACCCUCCACAAGCUCCCGCCGAAGGCUGUCAUCGUUAGUGUUUUCCUGCCCCUGGGACCAUUAGGUCAGGGCGGUUAUGGAGCGAUGAAACUAGGCAAAUCCGCCCAAACCAUCUUCGCGCAGACACAUACACUGGAAGCCUCGUCCGGCCCAACCUUCUACACGCUGGGGUUCCUCGUCGCGCUCAUUCUCUGGUCGUUCGGACUGGUCUGGCUAUUCUUCGCAUCGGCGUCUAUCGCUAGAUGUCGCAACUUUCCUUUUAAUAUCGGCUGUACCUGUCAAAUAGGCCGAGAGCUGCCGUCAGAAUUUUUCAAGGUGCUCGGAACGAUUAUUUCGCUCUGUGUAGUGGUUUUAUGGAUGGUGGUGAGUAUUGGGACGUUGAAAGGCGUGGUAUCAGGGAAGCUCUUCUUUGCGCCAUGUUUGGCAGAUCUGAAGCUGAAGGAGGAGGACAAGGAUGUUGCGAAGGCUGCUUGA
Messenger RNA from Aspergillus novofumigatus IBT 16806, 1134 nucleotides. RefSeq names its product TDT family transporter. The record is from RefSeq and is a predicted model, not a curated record. Bases 1 to 1134 code for a protein of 377 amino acids. Gene Ontology annotation, biological process: sulfite transmembrane transport; transmembrane transport. Gene Ontology annotation, cellular component: plasma membrane. The transcript is spliced from 7 exons. Lineage: Eukaryota; Fungi; Ascomycota; Eurotiomycetes; Eurotiales; Aspergillaceae. Gene Ontology annotation, molecular function: sulfite transmembrane transporter activity.